GGGCGACUUCACCUCGUGUUUGAAGGUUAGGAAUCGUUUCGCCGCAAUUACAAGCCGACUUAUUUUGUUUUCAAAUUGUAUGCAUGCUCCUACCUUUCAAAAGUUACAUUAAAGAUAUUGAAAGUCAAGGGGACAUUGCUGGUGGCCAGUCAGUGCAUGUACAUCAGUCCUGUCACAGAACUAGUUUUGAAGACCUGAACUGGAGACUUGAGGACAGAAUGACUCGUUUGAGAAGCCUUUUCUUGUCCGCCGUCCUGUGCACACACAUCUCCAGUGUCAGCUCCAGACUUUAUGCCAGUGAAUCGACCUUGGUCAAAAAUGCCGUUCUCUCGGACACUGAAAAAGGCGACCUGCAGGAAGACUCGCUACCGGACGAGGGAGCCUUCCUCUUCUUGCCCGGAGACGCUCUGUCCUCGGUGGAGUCCCGACAAAAAAGAAUGUUUUUCAGAAAUAAAUACCACCUCCAGACGCAGCAAAGAGGCAAAGUAUACCAGAACAGCACGAAGACCGACCGGUGGAGCAAGUUCACCCUCUCGCUCGACGUCCCCACCACUCUCAUGAACAUUCUCUUCAACAUCGCCAAGACGAAGAACCUGCAGGCGAAGGCCGACGAGAACGCGCGUUUGAUGGCGCGCAUCGGAAAACGAAAGUGAGGCAGCUCUCUGCUAAUGCGUAGUUUAAAGCCGUUCAUGUUGCCCUGUAAUGAUACGCCUACUGAAAUUACACAGGUAAAAUACACCGAUUGUAUUUCCAAAUUCGCGCUGCUGAUGUUGUUUUCCCAGUCCUGACGGUUACUUCCUGGCAUUUGUAUGUACAAUAUUUAAAAUAAUAAAUGAGUAAUAUAAUUGCUUAAUUGUUAUAUCUGUGCAUACUAACCUAACUUUGUUUCCAUCAACUCCCUAUUCAUUAUAAUAUUGCUGUGAAAAUAUUCUAUGAGUGUAUAUACCCAAAAUGGAUCUAAUUAGCUAUGUUUUUUUAUCUUUAAACUGUGUAAUAAAGGUUUUGUAAUAAAAUCAGACUUGCCAUUU
Conger conger (European conger) is the source of this 1028-nucleotide messenger RNA. Its product is annotated as urocortin-3-like. Gene Ontology annotation, cellular component: extracellular region. The record is from RefSeq and is a predicted model, not a curated record. Bases 84 to 653 code for a protein of 189 amino acids. Gene Ontology annotation, biological process: cellular response to nutrient levels; hormone-mediated signaling pathway; digestion. The transcript has 3 exons. Gene Ontology annotation, molecular function: hormone activity; corticotropin-releasing hormone receptor 2 binding. Lineage: Eukaryota; Metazoa; Chordata; Actinopteri; Anguilliformes; Congridae.